Propithecus coquereli (Coquerel's sifaka) is the source of this 693-nucleotide messenger RNA. RefSeq names its product centriole, cilia and spindle-associated protein (gene CCSAP). Gene Ontology annotation, biological process: regulation of mitotic spindle assembly. Gene Ontology annotation, cellular component: spindle; ciliary basal body; axoneme. The record is from RefSeq and is a predicted model, not a curated record. Gene Ontology annotation, molecular function: microtubule binding. The coding region runs from base 1 to 693 and encodes 230 amino acids. Lineage: Eukaryota; Metazoa; Chordata; Mammalia; Primates; Indriidae. The transcript has 3 exons.
AUGUCCCCCGGCAGCAAGGCGAAGACGGAGUACAUGAAGAGCUACCAGGAGCCGCGCUGGGAGGAGCACGGGCGCUACUACCGCGAGCUGCUGCACUACCGCUGGGGCCGCCGGCUGCUGGAGCAGGCUCACGUGCCCUGGCUCUGGGACGACGGGGGCCCGGCCGGCGCCUCGGACCACUGGGCUUCGUCAGAGUCAUCGGGCGCCGGGGGCCCCGCGCCCCAGUGCGGCCUGGCCUCGCCCACGCCGUCCGAGGAGCCCGCGGCGGGGGAGGAGACGGGGCCGCAGGUGCGCGGGUCCCCGGAGGAGGAGCGCGCGGAAGCCGGGCACGCGAAGGCCGCGGACACGCCUCUGCCAGCACUGCCUGUGAACGAGGUAGAAGAAAAACCUGAACAAAUCAGAAAAGAGACUGAUAAAUUACCCGGCAGUAUCAAAGCUCGACAACGACGAAGUGCCUUAUUUGCCAGAGGAAAUAGGAAAGCUGUCAAAAGUCCCCAAAGAUCAUCAACUAAAGUAAAAGAAGAAAAGCGUCCAUUUGCUCUUUAUGGCUGCGGAGAAAAAAAGAUGGUUAUCGGCAGCCAAAAAACUCACAACGUGUGCGCGUCCGCCCCUGAGCAUGAGAUUCAUGAGUCAGCAUUACGAGCCAAGAACAGAAGACAGGUGGCAAAAAGGAUAUUCGCUGCUCCAAGCUAA